AUAAGCCAAAACAGACGACAGAAUUCCUCAAUCAACAUUGUUGGAGCAGAGAGAGCUUCACAUGGCGGCCUCCAUUUCAACUUCAGCUAAUCCUCUUCUCACGUCAGAGCGCCCGAACCGCUUGGCUGCUAACGUAACAUCUUUGUCGAGAUUGUCUUCCACAUCGUCUAUACAGCUACCGGUUCAGCUUCGGUGUGUUCGACUCGGAAACCAUGGGGUUUCGACUCUGUCGCGGUCUCGAAUCUUGCCUGUGAUCAAAGCAAGUAAUCAAACGUUUUCCUCCUUUGAUGAUUUACUGGCCAACUCUGGCAAACCGGUGUUAGUCGACUUCUAUGCUACCUGGUGCGGUCCUUGUCAGUUUAUGGUUCCUAUUCUUGAAAAAGUUAGUGCUAAGCUGAGUGACACAGUCCAGGUGGUCAAGAUUGACACUGAGAAAUAUCCUGUCAUCGCUGAUAAAUACAAAAUCGAGGCACUGCCUACGUUCGUCCUCUUCAAAGAUGGAAAACCCCUUGACCGAUUCGAAGGAGCUAUGACAGCGGAUGACCUCAUCAAACGCAUUGAAGAUUCUCUGAAGGUUAAGCAAUAACACUGAAACACUGGGAUGUCAAACGUCCAAGGGAGAUAUCACUGAGAAAAUAUGGAUAUGGAAAUCAAUGUCUUGGACAGGAAGGAAUUCUGGGUAUGCUACUAAGACUAAUAGAAAUAACCUCUCUCUCUC
Molecule: messenger RNA, 718 nt
Organism: Cucurbita maxima (winter squash)
Lineage: Eukaryota; Viridiplantae; Streptophyta; Magnoliopsida; Cucurbitales; Cucurbitaceae
Product: thioredoxin-like protein slr0233
Exons: 5
Coding region: 62-586 (174 amino acids)
Cellular component (GO): cytoplasm
Molecular function (GO): protein-disulfide reductase activity; oxidoreductase activity, acting on a sulfur group of donors, disulfide as acceptor
Source: RefSeq, a predicted model, not a curated record